UCUACAACGAAGCACGGCGCACAUCUUUUGUCCAACUACACAGUCCUCCAUCAAUGGAACCGUUAGGACGGUAACCCACGUCCCUCGACAUGCCUCCACCACCCUCGAACCUCCCUCCAGCACCGCAUCCACUCCGAUACGCUCACGAUGCCGCUCGCAGCGUACCCGGCAACAGUCGCAGGUCCAGACCGUUGACGUACGCACUCAGUAUCGCCGGUAUCGCCGGUUCGGGAGCCUUGAUCGGUGCUAUUCUCAACAUGAACUCUCAACGACAAUCUCGGCAGAAGCAGAGCCCGUCAAAGCCACCACUAUCGCCACAAGCACAAGCAGAAACAGAAGGGGAGGCCCCGCAGUCGCGAACACGACCACAACUAGCACAGGGAGUAGAUCACUCCCAAGCCAUUCAGACGUUGGAAACGAAGAGAGGACACCUCGUGGCGCAAAAGUUGCAAUUGGAGCGGAGGAUCAACGACUUGCACGAAACUCGACGACGACGACAGGCCGAGGAGGAGGAGCAAGAAAAGGAAGCUACAAAAGUGAAGUGAGAAAAUGGAUCGGUACGAAACUCUGGCUGGCAAGUGCCCGAGGAUGAGGAAACGAAACGAAACCUACCGCAAUCGAAAGCAUUGCCCCCACGGCAUCGGUCUUGAUACAGACAAGAGCAAGAGCGAAGGCCCCCUCAUGUGUCGUCGAUGCUCUCGGAAGUACACCGCCGACCAGGUACCUCCAUACCUGGCACUACUACUAGGCACCCUCUGAGGCCUCAAAAUGUCCGGUCCUGGACCAGCGGGAAGAUGAAAGCCGGGCACAUUUGACAGACUCAUUUCAUGACUCGAUGGCUCGAGCAUCCGAAUCGUCAAAUUCUGACCAUGUUAUGCUCGACUCGUCGUCCAGGUGACGACUUUGAUGAUGUCUCUCCAAGUCGGUCGAGAAGGGACAAUCCGUCGUCCUCCCACAACAUCGUGACCCAUACCACGAUCGAAUGGAAUGACAAACACAGGAUCGCAAAGUCCGUGUUUGCAGGUUCUAAAUUACUCAAUGGUCUACGAAACAAGCGAAACAUGCCUUGUUCCUCGUCCCUCGAAGCAAGUCAGAUGUUUCAACGCUACAAGAAAUCUGCACGACCUCGGCACAUCCUUCGUAAUCCCCGACGAAUGGAUGGUCCGAACGGCGAAAGAUUGUCACUCCGUACUCGAACCGACUCCUUGUCUCCCUUAUGAUAUACUACGAGUGUAUCCGUACACAACAAUAUCUACCACACGAACGAAAUCAAUUUUACCUUGACCAGUCGUAAGAUACAUAUAAUGAACCCGAGUCACUCGCCCACUCAAACAAACAAAUCGAUACGGACAACACGUCAGUAAUAGUAGCAGUAGUGGAAGCGAUAGUGGUAGUAGUAGUCAAUAAUUUCAUCCAAUUGACC
Messenger RNA from Exophiala oligosperma, 1423 nucleotides. RefSeq lists its product as uncharacterized. Lineage: Eukaryota; Fungi; Ascomycota; Eurotiomycetes; Chaetothyriales; Herpotrichiellaceae. The coding region runs from base 90 to 545 and encodes 151 amino acids. The record is from RefSeq and is a predicted model, not a curated record. The transcript has 2 exons.